Molecule: messenger RNA, 1254 nt
Organism: Trypanosoma grayi
Lineage: Eukaryota; Euglenozoa; Kinetoplastea; Trypanosomatida; Trypanosomatidae
Exons: 1
Coding region: 1-1254 (417 amino acids)
Source: RefSeq, a predicted model, not a curated record
AUGCUGCGCCACGUGCUGUGCGUGCUGGCCCUCGCGCUGUGCUUCUGCACCUCUCUGUGCGCGGCUGCUGCUGAUGGUAAUGGCGGUGCAGAAGCUCCACUUCCGCAAGGUAAUGAGGGGCAAGUGAAGGGCUCCGGAACUCUUGCUCUGGAGGCUGCGAAGGACGCUGUAGCGGAGGCGAAAAAGGCCACAGCGGCGGCGAGCGCACUUAAUGCACAGAUGAAGGAGGUGGUGAAGGCAAUGGGGACUGCAACUAAAGCCGCCAGUGCGGUCGAUAAAACGGCUGAACAAGAAGCGGUGAAGGCGGCAAAAGCGACAGGGAAACUAACUCAAAUGCCGACUACUGGGAUGCCUGAGGCUGAGAAAAUAAAAGCUUUACUAUCUGCUUCGUUUCGAGCGAAGUGGCAACUUGCGCUGUUGGCGAAUAAGACCAAAAAAGUCAGCAGCGCCAAUGACGCCGCCUUGGCUGCCACUGCAGCAGCGGAGAAGUCGAAGGAGGCGGCGAAGAGUGCGAGGGCUGCAGGAGUGGGAUUUGGGGAUGCUGCUGCAAAGGCUGAUACUGCAGAGAAAUUGUUUGCCGAAGCAGCGGAGAGCGCUAAGAGCAUAAUGGGCACCGCAAACAGCGCCGUCGAACCCGCCAAGGAGGCGGCUGAGAGUGCCCGAGAUGCCCAUGUCUUGGUUUUGUUUGCGGCAGAAGAUAAGGAUUCGGAUGACUCCGCUACAACCAAGAUCACGACUGCCGAGACGAAACUGAUGGCGGCAGUGGAGAAGAUGAAGGUGGCAGAGAGCAGCGUCGCGGCGGUACGGGACAAAAUUAAAAGAGCCGCGGAGAAUGCCGCAGCUGCGGCGAAGGCGGCUGAGGACUCGCUAAGCCGGAAAACAGAAGAGAAGCCAACUACUGAGGAUAGUGCCAUUCAAGAGGACGAAAGCGUUGUGCAGCCAGAAUCUAUUGGUGCGAGAGAGACGGCAGUGGAAUCAACGAGCAGUGAUGCCCUUCCUCCCUCAGCAGCGGAAUCAACGAGCAGUGAUGACCUUCCUCCCUCAUCUAAGGAUGUUGUGCAUGUGGCGGAGCCCACAAACACUGCCGCUGCCGAUCCCGUCACGUCCACAGUUCCCCCAACAACAACAACAACAACUGAUGUGACUACUCCUCUGGCGACUGCGGCUGGCAAGACGGACGGCAGCACUUAUGCACGGAUGUGUACACCGCUGCUGCUGGCUGUGGGAGCGAUGACCCUUGUGGCUGUGUGCUGA